AAUCAUGCAGUCAGACACCCGUCCCCUCGUUCCACAUCCCAGCCUGGUGUCAAGUUUUGAGCUUUCCUGCCUCCGGAGAGGCAGAAUCAUCAUCAGCUGUGACAGCGCAGAGAGAGGUGAGGCGAACCAUGUGACUGUGGGGUAUCAGGAGAGAUUAAUGGAUAGGUAGGAGUGUGUCUGUUACUCUCUGGGUAGAUUGCUGUCUCUCGGUCAUCGAGACUGACCUGAUUUGAACUGCCAUUCCCCCCAACCCGGUGAUAACGUAGACUUUACACUACAUCAUCAGUUGCUCGUGGAACUGCAAUGGCACUGCUUCCACAAGUGGAGGCAGAACACUUUGACGGGCUAUCACUCCUCUACUGGACAAUAAUGGGGCCCCAUGGCAUCAACCGUGCUGUGGAGAGACUAGAGUUUACAGACUGUAAAAAAGGGCUUGGUGUGAAGAUUAUUGGGGGCUACAGGGAACAGAGCGGUGAAGAGUUCGGAAUUUUCAUUAAACGAAUUUUGCCAGGUGGUGUGGCAGCACAGGACGGGCGUCUUAGAGCAGGGGACCUCAUUUUAGAUGUCAACAACAUGAAUUUAGGAGGUGUUACAAAUGAAAAGGCAGUGGAAGUUCUUCGCAUGGCGUCAGCUUCAAAUCACAUGUCUUUACUGAUAGUGCGCGACGAUGCUUCCAGGAGGGAAUUUGUUGAGUUAAUGGAAAAAUAUGGCUCCAGCAGUAGUACCAGCUCCGGAUCAGACACUUCUGUUUCCACAGGAAAGUUGACCGACACUGCCUCCUCCUCCUCAUCUUCCAGAUCAACCAGUCCUCUGCUUCUGAGCCCUAAAGACCCCAACCCAGUAUACACCACUGCCUGCAUUACCUCCCCACCUCCACAAGUCUGCACAGACUGCAUGAUUCAGUUGAUAUGUGUUGCCAAAGGGACAGGAUUAGGCUUGGUCAUCAGGGGCGGAGCUAACCGUGCAGAGGGGCCAAUGGUGUGUGUUCAGGAAAUAAUUCAAGGAAGCGAUUGCCAAAAGGAUGGGAGACUAAAGGCUGGCGAUCAGCUCAUAUCCAUCAAUAAGGAAUCACUCAUUGGAGUGACACACGAAGAAGCCAAAAGCAUACUCACUCAAACGAAACUCAGACCAGACCCUACAGUAGAGAUAGCAUUCAUCAGACGAAGGUCUUCAUCAGGCUCCAGUAGUGGACCACACAGCCCGAUCUCCCUUCAGCCUCCCUGCAGUACAGCCCCCCAACUUAGGCCCGCUGGACUGGGCGGAACAACUCUGCCCGGAGGUCUCGUUCCUAAGAUUGCCAACACCCCCAACUCUGGAAGCGAGACUUUGCCUUCUGUAGAACUUAUUAAGGUACGACCAGCAACAGGAAAGCCUAAUCCCAGCCCUGUGUCCUCACCUGACAGUGCCUGCACCACAGUGGCCAACUCUGAUGCAACUGCUGCCUGUAAUCCCAGCAAUUCCUGCAGACCUUCAAAACAUCUAUCCUCCACUCCCAGCUUUGAGAAAAUAGAGCAGGCACUGGACAUGGACAUGCUGGGAUUGAAGCCUACUGAGUCUCAGGUCCUGACACUGGGAGAAAGGCUGCGUCUGAGCCCAGGAGGGACAGUGGCUUAUGGAGAUUUCGAGAGAGUUGCAAAGGAACUCUUUAAACUACCAUCCAAAUCUGACUCGGAACAGGAAGUAGCAAGAUUGAUAUCAGAUGGUUUUAAUGAGCCUCCAUCAAACCCUACGCCAUCGUUAUCCGACUCUGAUGAUCUGGAUGAGAUGGAGAGACUAAGAAAUGAGCACGUUGAGGUCUUAAGAGUGCUCAAGAAACUGCAGGAUAAGCAGACAGAAUCCGAGAGCCUUAAUCAUAAGAUGCAGCAGGAACUGACAAAAGUUAAACAGGAAGCAAAAUCUGCAGUGGAGGAGAGUCGAUCCCUGUGGACCCAGAUCCAUCUGGCAGAGGCAGCUCAGAAACAGGCCCGGGGAAUGGAGAUAGACUACGAGGAGGUUAUCCAUCUCCUGGAGGCUGAGAUAGCUGAAAUGAAAUCUCAGAAAACUGAGCAACCCAGUCAUGAAAAGGAGGAUCUGCAAGAUCUGAAAAAAAGGAUUUCUGUACUCGAAUGCCAGCUACGAAAGAGUGAAACUGCAAGGAAAGGUUUUGAAGUCUCUACGGGUAAACUUCUACAGUUUGUGGAGGCUGUCCAAGGCUUCCUGUCUGAAAACCAAAGCGGUUCAAGAGGCUACAGUUCUUCCAGCAAUCCAAAGUUGGCCACUCUGUCUCAGACCUUGCCAUCUCGAGGUGGGAAGAAACCACCUUGGACAGCAUCUGCUCUUGCUGUGGAAGCGAAUGAACUAACUAAUACUGUCAGAGGCAUUCUAGAGCUCGACUGUGUACCUUUUGUCUGGGGUGAGGCGUACACUGCGGGUGGAGUGAAGUACUACGUAAAUCAUGUAACUCAGACAACAUCAUGGACGCACCCUGUAAUGAGAUCUUUGGGUCUGUCAGAACCAGGAACAAAUGACGAAAGCCUGAACUCUCCAGAAUCCACAGCCUAGACUGAUUCGAAAGACUACUCCCACUUUCUGUCCAACUGUUCAUUUAAAAAAAGAAAAAGAAAAACAACCUAAACACAGCAUAAACAUGAAGUGAUAUAUGCAUUAUAAAAAAAGUCAAUCAAACAAUAAAAAAUAAAAAAAAACUCUACACCUUC
Molecule: messenger RNA, 2696 nt
Organism: Carassius auratus (goldfish)
Lineage: Eukaryota; Metazoa; Chordata; Actinopteri; Cypriniformes; Cyprinidae
Product: syntaxin-binding protein 4
Exons: 22
Coding region: 304-2541 (745 amino acids)
Biological process (GO): insulin receptor signaling pathway; regulation of insulin secretion involved in cellular response to glucose stimulus
Cellular component (GO): cytoplasmic vesicle
Molecular function (GO): syntaxin binding
Source: RefSeq, a predicted model, not a curated record